CCACAGGUGUUUGGAAUUUGUGUAGGGUUGCAUUCUGUUAAAUUGUGAAGAUAUUGAAAUCACAAUGAACCAUCGUAGCACAAUCGAUCUGGAACAUGGAUGGGACUUCAUGCAAAGGGGCAUUACAAAGCUGAAGAACAUUCUAGAAGGGCUGCCUGAGCCUCAGUUCAGCUCAGAGGACUAUAUGAUGCUGUAUACGACAAUUUACAACAUGUGUACUCAAAAGCCCCCACAUGAUUAUUCUCAACAGCUGUAUGACAAAUAUCGUGAAGCUUUUGAAGAAUAUAUCACAACAACGGUAUUGCCUUCUUUGAGAGAAAAACAUGACGAGUUCAUGUUGCGAGAGCUGGUAAAAAGGUGGUCAAAUCAUAAGGUCAUGGUCAGAUGGUUGUCGAGAUUCUUCCAUUAUCUUGACCGCUAUUUCAUUGCCCGGAGAUCUCUGCCGGGGCUUAAUGAAGUUGGAUUAACUUGCUUCCGUGAUCAGGUCUACCAAGAGUUGAAUGGAAAAGUCAGGGAUGCUGUUAUAUCUCUGAUUGAUCAAGAGCGUGAGGGAGAGCAAAUUGACAGAGCCCUACUAAAGAAUGUGCUAGAUAUAUUUGUUGAAAUUGGAAUGGGAUCAAUGGAUUAUUAUGAGAACGAUUUUGAAGCUGCAAUGCUCAAGGAUACAGCGGCUUAUUAUUCUCGCAAAGCUUCUAACUGGAUCCUCGAAGAUUCAUGUCCAGAUUAUAUGCUGAAAGCCGAGGAGUGCUUGAAACGGGAGAAGGAUAGGGUUUCUCAUUAUCUCCAUUCAAGCAGCGAGACAAAGUUGCUUGAGAAAGUGCAACAUGAGUUGUUGUCUGUGUAUGCCACUCAACUUCUUGAGAAGGAUUACUCUGGAUGCCAUGCGUUACUAAGAGAUGAUAAGGUUGAAGAUUUAUCAAGGAUGUAUAGGCUCUUUUCGAAGAUCCCUCGAGGCUUAGACCCUGUGGCUAAUAUUUUUAAGCAGCAUGUUACUGCUGAAGGUACAGCUUUGGUAAAACAGGCUGAAGAUGCUGCUAGCAAUAAAAAGGCAGAGAAGAGAGAUGUGGUUGGUUUGCAGGAACAGGUUUUUGUUCGGAAAGUGAUUGAGCUUCACGAUAAAUAUUUGGCGUAUGUGAAUAACUGUUUCCAAAACCACACACUUUUUCACAAGGCACUUAAAGAGGCUUUCGAACUUUUCUGCAACAAGGGUGUUGCUGGUAGCUCAAGCGCUGAACUUCUUGCCACCUUCUGUGACAACAUUCUCAAAAAAGGCGGGAGUGAGAAAUUGAGUGAUGAAGCCAUUGAAGAGACGUUGGAAAAGGUGGUAAAGCUGCUAGCUUAUAUUAGUGAUAAGGACUUGUUUGCAGAAUUCUAUAGGAAAAAGCUAGCCCGGCGGUUGUUAUUUGAUAAGAGUGCCAAUGAUGAACAUGAGAGAAGUAUCCUAACAAAGUUGAAGCAGCAGUGCGGGGGGCAGUUCACAUCAAAGAUGGAGGGAAUGGUCACAGAUUUGACAUUGGCAAGGGAAAAUCAAGCCAGCUUUGAGGAGUAUUUGAGCAAUAAUCCAAUAGCAAAUCCAGGAAUUGACUUGACGGUGACUGUCUUGACUACUGGCUUCUGGCCUAGCUACAAGUCUUUUGAUCUCAACCUCCCAGCAGAAAUGGUUAGGUGCGUUGAAGUAUUCAAGGAGUUUUAUCAAACAAAAACGAAGGACAGGAAACUUACGUGGAUAUACUCUUUGGGAACUUGCAACAUAAAUGGAAAUUUUGAGCCGAAGACUGUUGAGCUCGUUGUCACUACUUAUCAGGCUUCUGCUCUGCUGCUCUUCAAUGCAUCGGAUAGAUUGAGUUAUCAGGAAAUCAUGACGCAACUAAAUUUAUCAGAUGAUGAUGUUGUUCGGCUUCUUCAUUCCCUUUCAUGUGCGAAGUACAAGAUUCUCAACAAGGAGCCAAGCACCAAAACAAUUUUUCCGACUGAUGUCUUUGAGUUCAACUCAAAGUUCACUGACAAAAUGAGGAGGAUCAAGAUACCUCUCCCUCCUGUUGAUGAGAAGAAAAAGGUAAUUGAAAACGUUGACAAGGAUAGGCGGUAUGCUAUAGAUGCUUCGAUUGUGCGUAUUAUGAAGAGUCGUAAAGUACUGGGCUACCAGCAACUGGUCAUUGAAUGCGUUGAGCAGUUGGGACAGAUGUUCAAGGCUUCUGAUCUGCUGUUCUUUAAUGCAUCAGAUAGAUUGAGUUAUCAGGAAAUCAUGGCGCAAUUAAACCUAUCAGAUGAUGAUGUUGUUCGGCUUCUUCAUUCCCUUUCAUGUGCCAAGUACAAGAUUCUCAACAAGGAGCCAAGCACCAAAAUAAUUUCUCCGACUGAUGUCUUUGAGUUCAACUCAAAGUUCACUGACAAAAUGAGGAGGAUCAAGAUACCUCUCCCUCCUGUUGAUGAGAAGAAAAAGGUAAUUGAAGACGUUGACAAGGAUAGGCGGUAUGCUAUAGAUGCUUCAAUUGUGCGUAUUAUGAAGAGUCGUAAAGUAUUGGGCUACCAGCAACUGGUCUUGUAAUGCGUUGAGCAAUUGGGACGGAUGUUCAAGCCUGAUGUCAAAGCUAUCAAGAAGAGAAUCAAAGAUUUGAUAACUAGAGAUUUACCUAGAGAGGGAUAAAGAUAAUCCAAACUUGUUCAAGUACUUGGCAUGAUUUGUGCAGAUCAUAUGAGUGAUGUUUGUAUGAACUUCUGCAAUCGACAUAGGAGGAGAAACAUGCCGCCCAAGAUGAAGAAGAAUUUCUUUAGCUCCUACCCCUCUGGACCUUUGUGUCUUGCAGCAGGAGCUUGAAACAUUUUGUACAAAUGGUUAAGAUCUCAGGAAAUAAUAGAAUUGCCUCUUAGAUACUUGAGAUGCGAUUGCCUUAACUUCUUCCAAUCUUAUAAGCCCCUUUCGCUUGAUUUAUUCUAUGUUUUGUCGGCUA
Molecule: messenger RNA, 2951 nt
Organism: Solanum stenotomum
Lineage: Eukaryota; Viridiplantae; Streptophyta; Magnoliopsida; Solanales; Solanaceae
Product: cullin-1
Exons: 23
Coding region: 65-2548 (827 amino acids)
Biological process (GO): ubiquitin-dependent protein catabolic process; protein ubiquitination
Cellular component (GO): cullin-RING ubiquitin ligase complex
Molecular function (GO): ubiquitin protein ligase binding
Source: RefSeq, a predicted model, not a curated record